AUGAUGACUGCCCUGUUGCCGAUGUUCACGAUGUUUGAAUGGAACCGUGUUGCAAUUUACUACACUCCUAAUGAAGUACAGUUCUGCGAUACAAUGGUCGACGAUACAGUAACAGCAUUCAGUGACGACUCUUCGUACGUGGUUGAGAUUGUGCAGAAAGUUGCAUGGAAUGGUCAAGAUAGUGACUACUUAACAGAUCAGCUACUUCGCACCAAACGAUCUGCUAGAAUAAUUAUUGUCUGCAUGGACACAGCACAAACUCGGCGCGGAUUUAUGAAGAAGGUCUCGCUUAUGGAUAUGAUUUCGGAGGAAUAUGUGUACGUGAUGUUAGGUGUGCGCGGCCUUGGAUUCGGUAUGAUUUUUUUUCUGUGUUUUUCUCUUCCACAAUGA
This is a messenger RNA of Cooperia oncophora, 390 nucleotides long. Lineage: Eukaryota; Metazoa; Nematoda; Chromadorea; Rhabditida; Trichostrongylidae. The record is from the annotation of a GenBank genome assembly.